Vicia villosa (hairy vetch) is the source of this 1449-nucleotide messenger RNA. RefSeq lists its product as uncharacterized. Lineage: Eukaryota; Viridiplantae; Streptophyta; Magnoliopsida; Fabales; Fabaceae. The transcript has a single exon. The coding region runs from base 1 to 1449 and encodes 482 amino acids. Gene Ontology annotation, molecular function: RNA binding. The record is from RefSeq and is a predicted model, not a curated record.
AUGGAGGGUGGUGGUGUUCAUCGAGAGGGAGGGUGGUUCAAGGCGGCUCGUCGUCACUUUCGUAACUGGGUCCCUCGUUGGAAAGUGUUUCUGGCAAAGAGUAAGGUUGUCAUUGGCGUCACUUCUUUUACCAUUUCUGAGUUCCCGGAAAAUUGCAGGGCGGAAGACCUUUUCGUGUUGUUCGGAUGUAUUGGUAAUACCGUGGAGGUUGCAAUUGCACCUAGGAGGAACAAGUUGGGCAAGCGGUUUGGAAUUGCGAGAUUCUCGGAUGUGGAGGACGCUCGGGGUUUGGGGGUUAAGUUGGAUAAUGUGGCUUUCGAAGGGAAGAAGAUUCACGCGAACAUUCCAAGAUUUGAGAGGCAAGGAUACGGGGUUGUGAAGCCUGUUAAUCUGGAUAGUUCCUCUAGAACCGUUCCUCGCCGCGUACCUGUGAACGACCCUCUGGUCAAGUCUUGGGGAGGGGCAAGGUUUAAUGGAAGAUCUUUUACUGAGGUGGUGAACAACGUUGCUAGAGGGGACGGAUUAGCGUCUGUUCAGGUUCCUGUGGUUUGUGCUUCGUCUGUGGAGGAUAAAGGGAGACUUUCAAAGGCUUGGGUAGGAGAACUUUACAUUCCUGGAUCUGGGCAUGGCAUUCAAAAGAGUAUCGAAAAGGCUGGUUUUUACGGUAUUGUGACGUCGCCUCUUGGGGCAAAAUUGUGUUUAGUGGAAGAAUGUGAGGGAGGGGCUUUGUAUGAAUUUUUGGGGGAGGAGGAAGGGUGGUGGAAGAGUUGGUUUGUAGGGAUGUCGAAGUGGAGCGAGGAGGUGGUGGACGUUUCGAGAGCGGCGUGGAUUCGUGUUUUUGGGAUUCCUUGUCUUGGGUGGAAUUCAGCUGUUUUUUCGUCUGUGGGCAAUCGUUUUGGAAAAUUCAUUAGUGUGGAUGAAGCAACAGCAAGCGGUCGUCAAUUCGAAGUAACUAGAAUUCAGGUUUGCAUUGAUUUUAAUUCUACCAUUCCUAAGUCUGUUGAUCUGCAGCUUGAUGGUAAAGUCUUUAAGCUGGUUCUUUUAGUAGAGCAUCAGUUUGCGUUCCACUCUUCUUGUUACCCGAUUCCGCUUGAUGAGUCUGUUUCCUCUGAAUCCAUUAAUUCUGAUGACUGCGAGUCGUGGGGUGAACAAUCGGUUCUGAAGUCUGGUAGUAGUCUUGAGCAUAGGGAUUCUAUUGAGGAUUUCGAAUUGGAUGUGAAGAUUUUGGGUGGAACCGUUUUAGUUCCUGUCUCUGAUUCUGCAAAGGCGAAAGGGGGAGUUUCGGUAGGUGUUUUGCGCGAAGAUUCAGCCGCUGAGUCUGUUCUAGUUGUAAGGAGGUGGGAAACACGAACCCUCAGGCGAGAGGUUCUUCGGUGUCGGAGGAAGUGGAAACUACUACUGUUCCGUGUUCUUUUAGGAACAGACAAGAUCAUUGCUCUAAAAAGGUGA